Salvelinus namaycush (lake trout) is the source of this 1287-nucleotide messenger RNA. RefSeq names its product zinc finger protein 629-like. The transcript has 3 exons. Gene Ontology annotation, cellular component: nucleus. NCBI's taxonomy places the organism in Eukaryota, Metazoa, Chordata, Actinopteri, Salmoniformes, Salmonidae. Bases 17 to 1030 code for a protein of 337 amino acids. The record is from RefSeq and is a predicted model, not a curated record.
GCUGAGUGAACUAAAGAUGGGGGAGCAAGGUGGUUGGCUGGAGGAUGACAGAGGAGACUGGGCGGCCAUCUUGGAUUCCCAGACCCAGACAGGUGCAGCCAAGGGCCCGCGGGACAACAUAGUGGAGUCUGCAGUCCAUGAGGACCUGCUGAUAUCCAGUGUUGCUGGCGGGAGAGACUGGACCUCUGAAGCGGCGGGUCACAAAACCUGGCCCCUGAUCAGGAUCCUGGAUCAGGAGCCGUCGCUGUUCCUUCCCGAGUCAGAACCGGACCGCGAGGGACAGAGACUCCACCACCACACAGAACACAACCAGUGGACAGGGGGACUGAACAACCUCAGUCCUGGUGGUCAUCAGAGAGACAGAGGCUCCAGUCAGGGAUCCAGUCUGCAGCCCAGAACCUUCUCUUCACAGUCUCAGUGCAGGGAUGGAGCAGGGCCUGGGGCUGAUAGAGAUAGACCCUCCUGUUCCUAUGAUACAAACACCACAGUAUCCAUGAUGAACAGAGCAGGUCACCCUGGGCUUCAGCCUUCACAGAGAGUGGUGGGAGAACCCCCUGGUGGUAGUCUGUCUUCUCCUUCAGGGUCUUGUCUAAUGCCUGGUGACUGGGUUCAUAGAAAUCCUGGGCCUGGGUCUAGCCUUCCUCGGUUACCUCAUGGUUACCCCACCAAUACAGACCGGGUCAGGAUGGGCGUUCACCACGACAAGUAUUUAGCCUAUAACACAGCACACAAUCCCAACAACACCCAAACAAUGGCAAGUGGUCAAGGAGGGAGCUCAAAAGCUCCUGCUUCUACCUCCUCUGGUGUCAUUGGGUCACAACGUGGGAGGCCGAAUAUUAGAGCUGACGGCGACAAGCCGUACAGCUGCGCCACAUGUGGGAAGCACUUUACUAGGGCAAACUAUUUGAAGGAGCAUCAGACCGUUCACACCAAGGAGAGGCCUUUCAAGUGCAAACUAUGUUACAAGAGCUUCCCCUUCCGGAGUAACCUUAUCAGACAUAGGAGUGUCCACAAUGGGGAGAAAUCAUAGCAGUGUGGCUUGAGAUGUACACAGGGGAUGUCAGGAAACCAUUCUUUAGCUGACAUAGUUAUAUUGUGAAGUGUCUUGGGGUAAGAGGGUAAUUAACCACAUACCCCUUAUUAACUCUUUGUUAACUUGUCAUUUGAAACAGGCUUGCCUAAAUACCUGUUUUUAUAGAGACCAUAAACCUAGGCUAAAACAAGGACAGUUGAAAAUGUACCUUGCUGAGGUGAUGGAAUAAAGUCGUUCUAUAAUUUUCUACUCUA